Aspergillus eucalypticola CBS 122712 is the source of this 840-nucleotide messenger RNA. RefSeq lists its product as uncharacterized. The transcript has 4 exons. The coding region runs from base 1 to 840 and encodes 279 amino acids. The record is from RefSeq and is a predicted model, not a curated record. Lineage: Eukaryota; Fungi; Ascomycota; Eurotiomycetes; Eurotiales; Aspergillaceae.
AUGAUUGUAGCCUUGCUUUGUGUUCCUCUUCUCUUUGCCUUCCUCAGUCCACCACACUUCGCGCAUCUACCACCCGCAACUUACUACUACAAUUCCUUUUCUAAGAUGACUGAAAACGUUGUUCGUGAGCGAGUCAUCUCGCUAUACCACAUUGUUACUGGAGAAGUCGAGGGCCCUAAGAAAAGAUGCGGGUUGGUGAUGGCUGAUAAGGCUGAUUGGUCCGAUGAAUUGUGCCAUUUCUUCGGCGAGUUGGCUCUUGCUACUGAAAUCGGCCCUGGCUUACGCUCGAGCUUACUGGAUGUUUACAAAGUGCGGCACAUAAGUCACCCUCAUCCUUUCAUGUUGUCCGCCCGAGCGUAUGGGUUUUUUCCCAAUUUCGAAGAUGGUUGGAAGAUCGAUCUUUGCCUUGAGCCGGAUAGGCGAAUCAAAUCACCACUCCCCCAUAUUAUGUUAACUGCUUCCCAGCCAGCACAAGCUAGAGAGGGCUCCAUUUUGUAUGGGGAGCUUGCAGUGAUUGUUUCUGUUAUGCAUGAUCGUGCCAUACAGCCUGAGGUAGGAAGCGAAGAGGAGAUGAAGAAGCUGUCUCGAAUGGAUCUAGAAGAGCUUGAUGAAGUAGUUGGUGAGAAGGCACCAGCCUUUCCAAAUGAGCAGAAAUUUCCACUCCUCCUUCUUUCCCUUGUGAACCCACGGCAUGCAAGGAUACUCUGUGCUUACAUGUCUGACGAUCUGCUGGUGGUUGAGACGUCGAAGAUUUACAGCUUUGAGGAAAAGGAGUCAGCUCCCAUCGGUCUGUUCCUAUCCUGGCUGUUUGCUUCCCCCUCCCCCGUGGUAGAAACCUGA